Molecule: messenger RNA, 810 nt
Organism: Westerdykella ornata
Lineage: Eukaryota; Fungi; Ascomycota; Dothideomycetes; Pleosporales; Sporormiaceae
Exons: 1
Coding region: 152-709 (185 amino acids)
Source: RefSeq, a predicted model, not a curated record
ACACUCUGCUGCGUCCUGGUCCCCAUACCCACCAGUUAAAGCACUUGCAUGGAGUGGCCUUGCCGAGUAAAAAAGGGGCAUACUUUAGUGCCCGUAGUCGUCUGCUUCUAGAGACUGCCCCUUCGACGCUGGACUGCGCCAUGUUUCCCGUAUGGCAUCAGAAUUGGCAGAUCAUUCAUGCUCUUGCAUCGACACAAGGUUUGCCUGCCAAAUCCCCUUUGUCUUCUCUUCGUCUGUCUCUUCAUGGGAGAUUACCGUUCAUGCCGUCUGGAGCAUCAGACGUGGUCUGUGCGUAUCCCAUCAACUGACCUCCGUCACCUCACAUCAACGAACCCCACCUCUAAGGCCAGCCCUAUUGCCGUAUAUUCGGAUGGCGUCUCUUCGUCCGAUGAGGCAUAACGGCCUCACUUCCCUUUCCAUCUGCUCCAUCACAAGUCUCAAGGUUUUUAUACUACAGAACCCCCUUCGCCUUCAAUACCCGAGUCACCGCUCCGUCACGAAUACCCAGGAUUAUUACCUGACAACUCUUUCCCUUGAUCAUGCGCUUCAUGCCAUUGGGCUAAUGGCCCUACUCUCCGAUCAUCUACCUUGUCAAUUCCUUGAGAGAUACCACGGGGUGCCCUCGUUACUGGAAAGCUUCGGAAGCACUCGACCAAGAAGGAACACCCAGAUAUGCAGGCGACCAUGUCUUCACACAGCAGUAGGCUGAAGCGAUAUCUAGCCCAACUUACGGAGUACGGAGUACUGAAUGUCAAGCUCGCCAAAGCACUCGAGGAGUACUACUACCCCACCCAUCACUAGUCCACUGCU